AUGGAUGACUUAACCCAAACAGGCGACCAGCCUGUAGAUGCUAUCUUUGGUGACAGAGUCAGACGAUUCCAAGAAUUCUUGGAUAGAAUCGACAGCACCCACGGUAUUGACUACCGCGCCCUCAUUAGAGACAUGUUGGCCAAAAGCAAAUACAGAUUAAACGUGUCAAUUGACGAAAUCCGUGAUUUUGAUAGAGAAUUCUGGAACGGUCUUUUAAACACCCCUGCUGAUUUCUUACCUGCCUGCGAACGUGCUUUGCGCGAUACCGUAUUGACCAUUUAUGAUCCUAACGAUCCCGCUUUUCCUGACGAUUUCGAUUUCCAGAACCAGCAAUACUACUUGUCUUUCAAGGGGGCUUUUGGAGCCCAUCUGGUCAACCCCAGAUCCAUCGACUCGUCGUACCUUUCCAAAAUGGUGUCCAUCGAAGGUAUCGUUACUCGUGCCUCGUUGGUGCGUCCCAAGAUUAUUAGAUCGGUCCAUUUUGCUGACAAAACCGGAAGAUUCUACGCCAGAGAAUACCGAGACCAAACCACAUCGUUCGAUCCGAUUUCCACCCCCGCGAUUUACCCUACUGAAGACAUGGACGGAAAUAAAUUAUCUACCGAAUACGGGUACUCUACAUAUAGAGACCAUCAAAAGAUCUCCGUGCAAGAAAUGCCCGAGAGCGCACCAGCUGGUCAGUUACCUCGUUCCGUUGAUGUCAUUUUAGAUGACGAUUUGGUUGAUUUGGCCAAACCGGGUGACCGUGUUCAAAUUGUCGGUGUUUACCGUGCCCUUGGUGGUGCAUCCAAUAACAGUUCUUCGUUCAGGACCGUCAUCUUGUGUAACUCCAUCUACCCCUUGCAUGCCAGAUCCACUGGUGUUGCCCAGCAAGAAAAGUUAACCGAUCAGGAUAUCAGAAACAUCAACAAGCUUUCCAAGGAUAAGAAGAUAUUCGAUAUUCUUUCCUCGUCAUUGGCUCCUUCAAUUUAUGGAUUUGAAUAUAUUAAAAAAGCGGUGUUGUUGAUGUUGAUGGGUGGGGUCGAAAAGAACUUGGACAAUGGCACCCAUUUAAGAGGUGAUAUUAAUAUCUUGAUGGUUGGUGAUCCAUCUACUGCCAAAUCCCAAAUUUUAAGAUUUGUCCUUAAUACCGCAUCCUUGGCUAUUGCCACUACCGGUAGAGGGUCCUCGGGGGUUGGUUUAACAGCCGCCGUCACUACUGAUAAGGAAACUGGUGAACGUAGGUUGGAAGCCGGUGCCAUGGUGUUGGCUGAUCGUGGGAUUGUGUGUAUUGAUGAAUUCGACAAGAUGUCAGAUAUCGACAGAGUGGCCAUUCACGAAGUCAUGGAACAACAGACUGUUACCAUUGCCAAGGCCGGUAUUCACACAUCGUUGAAUGCUCGUUGUUCCGUGAUUGCUGCUGCUAACCCUGUAUUUGGACAAUAUGACGUUCACAAAGACCCCCAUAAGAAUAUUGCUUUGCCUGAUUCGUUAUUAUCCCGUUUCGAUUUAUUGUUUGUUGUUACUGAUGACGUCCAACCUACCAAAGAUAGAAUCAUCUCCGAACACGUUUUGAGAAUGCACAGAUUUAUCCCACCGGGAUUAAUGGAAGGUGAACCAAUCAGAGAAAAGUCCAGUGUGACAUUGGCCGUGGGUGAUGAUGAAACUAAUGAGCAAGAAUUACUUGAACAACCAAUCUUUGAAAAGUUCAAUGCGUUAUUGCACACUGGUGCCCAAUACUCCGGCGACAGAAAGUCGAAGAAGACACCUACGAUUCUUUCCAUCCCAUUCUUGAAGAAGUACGUACAAUAUGCUAAACAAAGAAUAAAGCCUGUGUUGACUAAAGGUGCAUCUGACCAUAUCGUAAGUACCUAUUCUUCAUUGAGAAAUGACUUGAUUGGGAAUAAUCAAAGAAACACAGCUCCUAUUACCGCCAGAACUUUGGAAACUCUUAUCCGUUUAGCCACUGCCCAUGCCAAGGUUAGAUUGUCCAAGACUGUCGACGUUAAGGAUGCUAAAGUUGCUGAGGAAUUAUUGAGAUUUGCUUUAUUCAAGGAAGUUUCCAAGAAGUCGUCCAAGAAGAGAAAGACCAACACUACUACAGCUACUGAAGAACAAGAAGAAGAGUCUGAAUCCGAAUCUGACGAAACCGAUUCAGAACCUGAAAUUAUUCCAACUCCUACCAGAAGAAGCUUGAGAACACAAAUAAGACAACAAAGAGAUUCUAACACUAUUGAAGAAGAGAGUGAUGAUGGCGGUGUCGGUGACGAGCUCGACCAUUUCCACAUAUCGAGAAACCAACCAUUGCAAGACAAACAUGUGCCUGCCAACACCGGCGCUGGUACCAUUAGCAGCGAGCGAUUCCACACUUUCCAAAGAAUCAUGGCGAGAAUCUCUCGUUCUGGAUUAUUUGAGAAUGAAGGUGGUGCCGCUGCGUACGACAGUGUCGUGAGUGCAGUCAAUGAAGGUUUGGCGCAGGAGGAAGUGUUUGAUGAGUUGGAAAUCCAGGCUGCGUUCAAGAAGAUGGAGGAUGACAAUAAGUUCUAUAUUUCUGAAGGAAAGAUCUGGAAGAUCUAG
Spathaspora passalidarum NRRL Y-27907 is the source of this 2556-nucleotide messenger RNA. RefSeq names its product MCM DNA helicase complex subunit (gene MCM3). The coding region runs from base 1 to 2556 and encodes 851 amino acids. Gene Ontology annotation, biological process: DNA replication; DNA strand elongation involved in DNA replication; mitotic DNA replication initiation. The record is from RefSeq and is a predicted model, not a curated record. Gene Ontology annotation, cellular component: MCM complex; nucleus. The transcript has a single exon. Gene Ontology annotation, molecular function: single-stranded DNA binding; ATP binding; single-stranded DNA helicase activity. NCBI's taxonomy places the organism in Eukaryota, Fungi, Ascomycota, Pichiomycetes, Serinales, Debaryomycetaceae.